AUGGAUUCCCAUGCCCAUCAUCAUCAGGGUUACCAACUGCACCAUCAGAACCAACCCUCUUCUGGGUUACUUCGUUUUCGCUCUGCACCGAGUUCGCUCCUUUCAAAUCUCACACCUUUCGUGAGUUACGGUGGUGACACUGUUGCUUCAAGUAGCUUCAAGGAGUUGGAAGAAAACAACAACAAGGGUUGUUCUAAGGAUUUGAGUUGUAUGAAUUCGCAUAAGGGUUAUGGUGGGGGGUUGCCACCUCACUAUCCGAGACACGGUUCUUCUUCUGCUACUUCGAGUUCUGCUAUGGAAGGGUCUUAUGGGUUGGUGGAUUCAAUGGGAAUGAAUCAUGAAGCUCCAAAUAAGGGGUUUGGGUCAGGUCUUCACAGACAGAGUAGCUCUCCUGCUGGCCUUUUCUCCAACAACAAUAUUUCCUUUCAAAAUGGGUUUGCCACCAUAAAAGGUGUUGGAAACUAUGGUGGAGUGAAUUGCAAUAGUAGUGAACUUAGUCCAUGUAUUAGCAGAUUGAAGAAUCAGAUUAGCUUCUCACCUAGAAAUGCUUCUUCCCUGGGAAUGUUGUCUCAGAUCUCCGAAAUAGGGAGUGAAGACGUCGAGGCAACUAGCCCUGAUGAUGAUACGAGUCAUGGAGGUAAUGAUACUCAACAUUUUGGCCCUGAAUUCCCCUAUGGUUCUUGGAACGAGACUCCACAACUCUCAGAAAAUCUCAGCGGCUUGAAAAGAGGGAGAAGUGGCAAUGAAAAGAUAUUUUCUGAUGUUCAGAAUGGAGAGCUAGGAAACCAAGUUAACAUAUUAUCACAUCACUUGAGUUUACCAAAAACUUCAGCAGAGAUGAUUACCAUGGAGAAGUUGCUUCAGUUCCCUGAUUCUGUUCCUUGUAAAAUCAGAGCAAAGCGAGGGUGUGCUACUCAUCCUCGAAGCAUUGCUGAAAGGGUUAGAAGAACUCGGAUCAGUGAAAGAAUGAGAAAAUUGCAAGAGCUUGUCCCAAACAUGGACAAGCAAACCAACACAGCAGACAUGUUGGACUUGGCUGUUGAAUACAUUAAAGAUCUUCAGAAACAAUUUAAGACUCUUAGUGAUAAACGGGCAAACUGCAAGUGUUCAACCAUGCAAAAGGAAGAUACAUAA
This is a messenger RNA of Sphenostylis stenocarpa, 1134 nucleotides long. The record is from the annotation of a GenBank genome assembly. NCBI's taxonomy places the organism in Eukaryota, Viridiplantae, Streptophyta, Magnoliopsida, Fabales, Fabaceae.